UAUAUUCUAAGAGUUUGUCACUUAUUCCACUUUUAAAUUUUAUUUUUUACCGACUUUCUAUCGUCAAUGUGAUUGUAUGCAUUGACUGUGUGGUACUUAAGUGUUGUGUUAGAAAUAUAGCAAAGGAAAAAGGAAUAAUGAAGAAAAGGAAGAGGAUAAAGAUGUCAUUUACAUUUGAAAUCCCUAUUUCCCCGCCAAAUUGAUAUCUCCACGUUAGCUGAGCCUCUAGUAUAAAAGGCGCCACAUGACUCCUCGGGCUUCUUCAGUACACUACACAUUUGAAACUCCGCUGAUUUCCUCCUACCUCUACUCCGAUUCCAUCGUUUUGAUUUCACGAUGUCUAAGAAAAGAGGACUCUCUUUGGACGAAAAACGUGAAAAGAUGCUACAAAUUUUCUAUGAAUCCCAGGACUUCUUCCUUCUCAAGGAACUUGAGAAGUUGGGCCCCAAAAAAGGCGUAAUCACCCAAUCAGUAAAAGAUGUCGUCCAAAGUCUAGUGGAUGAUGACCUUGUCUUCAAAGACAAGAUUGGAACUUCUGUAUAUUUUUGGAGUCUUCCUAGCUGUGCUGGUAACCAGCUAAGAAAUAUACACAGAAAGCUUGACUCUGAUCUUCAAAGUAGUAAAAAACGAUACAUAGAACUUACUGAUCAAUGCAAUGCUUUGAAGAAGGGACGAGAGGAAUCUGAUGAACGGGAGGAGGCACUUGAUGAGCUUAAAUCGAUUGAACAGAAAUAUAACGGGCUCAAGGAUGAAAUUGUUGAAUACUCAGACAAUGAUCCGGCUACAUUUGAAGCAAUGAAGAAAGCCAUCGAAGUAGCUCAUGCGGCAGCUAAUAGAUGGACAGAUAACAUCUUUACACUGCAACAAUGGUGCUCACACAACUUCCCUCAGGCAAAAGAGCAACUGGAUCAUCUUUACAAUGAGGUUGGAAUAGCUGAUGACUUUGACUAUUUGGAGUUACCUGCAGCUGCUUCAGUCUGCUCUCCUGGAGAUCAGAUGCUGGAAGGCAAACCUUAAAUUCUGUAUCUUCAGUGAAAAAGGUUGUACUCAGAUAUGCCUCGGAAUUUUCGCUAAGUGGUAAUAUAAGCAUUUUUGUCGACUCUUUAAGAAUUGAAUUUACCCUUUAAAAAUCAGUGCAUUGAUCGUCCACAGUAAUUUUCCAACAUUAUAAGGAUACAUCACUUGGUUUUGAAUGAAAAGGUCCUGAGGUGUGCUGUGAAUCUGUGUUUGUAUAUUUGUGUAUGGUUUUCGGGUUCCCAUCGGUGCUUAAUAUUGCAAUCCGGUGUUUCUACUUAUUUCAUUCUUGAACUGGAAGUUUAGACCGAGGGAAAGGACCGAGGAUGUAUCCCUCUAGUAAAAUUUUCAGGAUGACUUUCUUUGCCUUUUGAACCGUGAGAUGGAUUCUUCUCCGAUAUCAUCUCAUGAAGUGAAAUGUAGUUUUACUGACUUCCCCGAGUUCCUAUACUCAAUAUCAGAAUUUAGAAAGCAGCCCAAUUUGUUCAAUCUAUUCUUGUACUCAUGUUUUUCAUGAAUUUGUAAUAGUGUUCGUUUCCAUUAAUGGAAUUGAACUGAAGCCAACGUUUUGUAAUCGAAGA
Sesamum indicum (sesame) is the source of this 1595-nucleotide messenger RNA. It is a transcript of the gene ATMND1, whose product is annotated as Mnd1 family protein. NCBI's taxonomy places the organism in Eukaryota, Viridiplantae, Streptophyta, Magnoliopsida, Lamiales, Pedaliaceae. Gene Ontology annotation, biological process: reciprocal meiotic recombination. Gene Ontology annotation, molecular function: double-stranded DNA binding. The record is from RefSeq and is a predicted model, not a curated record. Gene Ontology annotation, cellular component: nucleus.